GGAUAGGCGUGGUCACUGCACACUUCACUUCCCCCUCUCCUUACUGACAUUUUUGCCAUUCUAGUUGACGGGAAACAACUGACAGACUGACCUCGAUUUAUUCUAAAAAAAGGAUUGCUUUUUGUAUUGACCGGAUAUCGCCUCAAAUCAGGAUUCAAGAUGUUUUACACCUGUGGACCCAAUGAAGCAAUGGUGGUGUCUGGCUUUGGCCGUUCUCCUCCUCUAAUGAUUGCUGGAGGAAGAGUGUUUGUUCUCCCAUGUAUUCAGAAGAUCCAGAGAAUCACACUCAACACGCUGACUCUAAAUGUGAAGAGUGACAAAGUCUACACCCGUCAUGGGGUCCCUAUCUCUGUCACUGGCAUUGCACAGGUGAAGAUCCAGGGCCAGAACAAAGAGAUGUUGGCCACCGCCUGUCAAAUGUUUAUGGGCAAGUCUGAGGCUGAGAUUGCCAACAUUGCACUAGAAACACUGGAGGGACACCAGAGAGCCAUCAUUGCUCAUUUGACCGUGGAGGAGAUCUACCAGGACCGUAAGAAGUUCUCCGAGCAGGUCUUUAAGGUGGCCUCCUCUGACCUGGUCAACAUGGGAAUUGGUGUCGUCAGCUACACGCUCAAAGAUGUUCAUGAUGAUCAGGACUACCUUCACUCCCUGGGUAAAGCUAGAACAGCGCAGGUGCAGAAGGAUGCCAGGAUCGGAGAGGCUCAGUACAAACGAGAUUCUGUCAUGAGGGAGGCCCACGCGAUGCAGGAGAAGGUUUCAGCUCAGUACAAGAACGAGAUUGAAAUGGCAAAAGCCCAGAGAGACUACGAGCUGAAAAAGGCCGACUAUGAUGUUGAGGUCAACACCAAGAAGGCUCAGUCAGAAAUGGCCUAUCAGCUUCAGGUAGCCAAGACCAAGCAGCGCAUUGAGGAGGAGAAGAUGCAGAUUCAGGUGGUGGAGCGGACUCAGCAGAUUUUACUGCAGGAGCAGGAGAUUAUUCGCAAGGAGAAUGAGCUGGAGGCCAAAGUUAGGAAGCCUGCAGAAGCAGAGAAAUACAGAAUGGAGAGGCUGGCUGAGGCGCAGCGCCUGCAGCUUAUCAUGGAGGCCGAGGCUGAGGCCGAGUCCAUCAAAAUGAAGGGCGACGCAGAGGCUUUUGCCGUGGAGGCUAAGGGCCGUGCAGAGGCAGAGCAGAUGGCCAAGAAAGCAGAGGCCUUCGAGCAGUACAAAGAUGGAGCCAUGGUGGACAUGCUGCUGGAGAAACUGCCACUGAUGGCAGAGGAGAUCAGCAGGCCACUGUUACAGGCUCAGAAGAUCACCAUGGUGUCCAGUGGCAACUCAGAGGUGGGAGUAGCCAAACUUACUGGAGAGGUGCUAGAUAUUAUGACUAGGCUGCCUGCCGCUGUGGAGAACCUCACCGGAGUCAGAAUCUCUCAGGUUGGAGCAAAGCCCUCCCGUGUGAAUUAAGAAGAGAGGGAGAGUCGAAGUAAUCAAGAGAAGUGGCAUCAAUAUUCAGACUAGGAGCUCCACAUCUCCUUGUGCCUAUAACCACUGUAACGACUGCAGCAACAUAGUCUUGUCUGUGUGCAUGCAUGUUUCACUUGUGUGUCUCUUUUUCCGGGUUCCUCUUCCUUCUAAUGGGAUUUUUUUAUUGUGCUGCAAGACAUACAUUACAUUACAUUAAUGAAGCUACUUAUUUUUUUAACCAGAGGAGACAAAAGCCUCUAAGUAGGAAUUCCUGUCUUUUGUUGUUUUAUACAUGAUCUGAAGUAUGCAAGUUUUUAUUUUUUUAACUUAACUGCAACCAGCCUCAUUUUCUCUGCAUAGGGACUUGGUCAAUCAACUGUUUUUUUGUUUUUUUUUUACAUUUAAUAUGGAAAAUGUUUAUGGCUGUAGUUUUUUUGUGCCUUUCAAUUCCUUAAAAGGUGUGGAGCUCCUUAUUACAGCACCACCUUAUAGUUUUGUGGUGGGUGUAUCAUUGCUGUUAUUGUAGUUCUAUAGAAUUUACCCAACACAACCUAGCUUCAUGUUUAUUUGCUCUUUGUCCAAUUGUCAAUUAUUACACAUUUGUAGUGACUGAGUUACUGGGCCCAAAAUCAUAUCAGUGGAAGGUUUUCUUUUGUGUUUCAGAAUGAAGGAGGAGGAAGUGGUUGAUGUGAACGAGCUAAAAUGGUUUCCCAAAACAAUGACUUUUGACUUUGCUGCCUAGAUUUUAAACUGACUUACGGGAGAUAGUAUAAUGUUUUUUAUUUGGUGUUCUGAUUUUCCACAAGCAUGUGAAUCUGAGUAUCAUAGAUUUUGACUUGAUUUAGACUUUUCUUGAACAGUCAAAACUUUUCCAGCUUCAAAGCCAUAUGCAUUUUGUUACCGCCAAGUGCCUGUUCAAAACUCAACAGUCAAGUCAAGUCGCACUUCUUUACUUAGGCUGCAUUCACACCAAAUCAGGCGUUGUGGCGAUUAGCGCAGGGUUACGCAGCGAUGUGCGAGUGUCACUUCAAUGGCCCAUUUGCCACUUCAUUGUGUUUUGUCUGAUUGUGGGUAGGAUUCGUGAUGGGCCACUGCAGCGUGACACCAGGUUGCGUUUCGCCAAAGGUUGGCCGCAGGCUGCUGGUUUUUUCAGGAUCCUCUGCUGUCCCCACCGCCGCUGCCUAAACGCACUACACAUGCACUAAUUGGCCUUUUUUGCUGCAACGCCUUUGGUGUAAAUGCAGCCUUAAGCCUAUUAUACUUCUCUCGUCAGGGAAUAUUUCCUCAUAUCCAACUAAUCCUAAGCUACUGGCCAUCACUAGAGACGGCCAUAGAUGCAAGCCAAAGUCAGUCUUUACUUGUUCUUGUGACUUGUUUACUUUCCUUAAACAUUUGUUGUUGCAUGUGUGUACUUGACAUAUGUAGUUGUUACAUAGCUUUAAAGUUGUAUACUAGUCAAAUAUUCAAGAUUUAUCUGUAGUGACUGAUGUUCUAAGAUAACGUAAACAAUAAAAUAUGGUUUGAUCUCUGAAA
This is a messenger RNA of Sander lucioperca (pikeperch), 2976 nucleotides long. RefSeq names its product flotillin 1b (gene flot1b). The record is from RefSeq and is a predicted model, not a curated record. Gene Ontology annotation, cellular component: plasma membrane. Lineage: Eukaryota; Metazoa; Chordata; Actinopteri; Perciformes; Percidae. The transcript is spliced from 13 exons. Bases 160 to 1443 code for a protein of 427 amino acids. Gene Ontology annotation, biological process: positive regulation of cell junction assembly; positive regulation of cell-cell adhesion mediated by cadherin; positive regulation of endocytosis.